AUUCGUAAUGUGUCUUCGCUUGUGUUUGCAGAACCAAGUUAAUAACGAAAAUGCCUGAAGUUGGAAUCAACGGAUUUGGCCGCAUCGGUCGAUUGGUACUAAGAGCAUCCCUCAAGAAUGGAGUAAAAGUUGUUGCCGUCAACGAUCCCUUCAUCAACUCCGAGUACAUGGCUUACCUGUUCAAACACGACUCUACCCACGGCAUGUAUCGGGGCGAGGUUACAUUCACGAACGAUCACCUCAUCAUCGACAACCAAAAAAUCGCCGUCUACAACGAGCGCGACCCGAAGAACAUCCCCUGGGAAAAGGCCGGCGCCAAGUACGUCGUCGAGGCCACGGGUCUAUUCACCAACAUCGAGAAGGCCUCUGGGCACUUGAAGGGUGGAGCCAAGAAGGUCAUCAUCUCGGCACCGUCCGAGGAUGCUCCGAUGCUGGUGUGUGGUGUCAACCUUGAUAAAUACAACCCGGCCGACAAUGUCGUCUCCAAUGCAUCUUGCACGACCAAUUGCCUUGCCCCACUCGUCAAGGUCGUGCACGACAACUUUGGCAUCGUCGAGGGUCUCAUGACGACCGUUCACGCCACCACUGCGACCCAAAAGACGGUCGAUGGACCUUCUGGAAAGGCAUGGCGCGAUGGUCGUGGUGCCGCUCAGAAUAUCAUCCCCGCAUCCACGGGUGCUGCCAAGGCCGUUGGAAAAGUAAUUCCUGCCUUGAACGGCAAGCUCACGGGUAUGGCAUUCCGCGUGCCUGUUGCCAACGUUUCCGUCGUCGACCUGACGGUUCGACUUAGCAAGCCGACCACCUACGAGCAGAUCAAGAAUAAGCUUCAAGAAGCCGCGGCGCCCAAUGGUUCGCUCUUCGGUAUCCUCUGCUGCGUCGACAACGAGGUCGUCUCCUCGGACUUUAUUGGCGACUCGCACUCGAGCAUCUUCGACGCGCGGGCUGGUAUCGCUCUCAACGACCAAUUUGUCAAGCUCAUCGCGUGGUACGACAACGAGUACGGCUACUCAUGCCGCGUCAUCGACCUCAUCAAGUUCAUGUGGACCAAGGAUAAUGGACAGAAAAACGAGUGAGAAUGCAGGAAGGAAUGACGUCG
This is a messenger RNA of Ceratosolen solmsi marchali, 1096 nucleotides long. Its product is annotated as glyceraldehyde-3-phosphate dehydrogenase 2-like. Gene Ontology annotation, cellular component: cytosol. Gene Ontology annotation, biological process: glycolytic process; glucose metabolic process. Gene Ontology annotation, molecular function: glyceraldehyde-3-phosphate dehydrogenase (NAD+) (phosphorylating) activity; NADP binding; NAD binding. The record is from RefSeq and is a predicted model, not a curated record. The transcript is spliced from 4 exons. NCBI's taxonomy places the organism in Eukaryota, Metazoa, Arthropoda, Insecta, Hymenoptera, Agaonidae. Bases 51 to 1073 code for a protein of 340 amino acids.